AGAAAAAUUUAGAUUGAACCUUGAAGGUGAUGAAGAUUAAUGGCGAAAUCUUGAAACUGAAAACACCAGUAACAACGUUGGACGUAGUAAAAGACUACCCAGGUCAUGUUUUACUGGAAUCAGAAGCAGUGAAGAAGUUUGGUGUCAGAGCUAAGCCACUGAAACCGGAAAAAGAACUGAAGCCAAACAAAAUAUAUUUCCUUGUUGAAUUGCCUUCAUUUCCUAAAGAAGAAAUUAGUAGAGUUCCAAGAAGAGUGAAAUCGGUUGUUCAGAUGAGUGCAAAGGAUCGCCUCGAGUGUCUCAUGUUAACACGAAGAUCGGCUUCUGAUUUGUCGAUUUCGAAGCUGAAUAAUGGACCGAUUCAGUUGAAGAUGAAGCUGCCGAGGAGUUUAGUUCAGAAGCUGGUAGAAGAAGGGGAAGUAAAGAUGAAGCAUAGCGAUGAAGUGAUUGGUCCUUUGAAUAGGAAUUCUCUACUGGUAUUUGUGGAAGCACUCUUGGAUUGGACAGUUUGUGUGACUCAGUUGAGUUGGGGAGGUGCAGUCCUGAUGGCUUAUUUGCGUGCGGGCAGAUCUCGGAGGGUUCUCAAUGGUUUAACUACGGUUUGA
Messenger RNA from Nicotiana attenuata, 605 nucleotides. RefSeq lists its product as uncharacterized. The record is from RefSeq and is a predicted model, not a curated record. Lineage: Eukaryota; Viridiplantae; Streptophyta; Magnoliopsida; Solanales; Solanaceae. The coding region runs from base 30 to 605 and encodes 191 amino acids. The transcript has 2 exons.